AUGGCAAAGUCACCUUAUAGCAUUGAGGAUGUGUAUAAAGAAUUUGGUACGAUCGAUAGCUAUUUUUAUGAGGAUAUAAAUGAUGGAACAACAUCUCUAAUAUCUAAGGACGUAAUCAACAAUUAUUGUCAUUACGAGAAUAAAUCAGGAAAAAAUAAAUGUAAUGAUUAUUUUGAAAUGACUAGUUCUAGUGUUAUUCAUUUGCUAGAAAAGUUAAAGGAUAAGAAGGGUUUAGAUUAUGAUAAACUUGCCGAAUACGCUAUUUUAUGGUUAAGUUUUAAACUAAAUAAAAAGCCACAACAUAAAUUCGCCAAAUUAAACGAAUUUUAUACUAAAUAUAUAGAAACAAAUAAUGAUUAUAAUAAGAAAAUAAAUGAUGAUGAUGAUGAUAGUACGACUUAUAAGGAUAUUAUAGAUACAAAAAAGGAUUUGAUAGAUAUGGAUAUUGAAGAAAUAUCUAAAUUUGAUGGUCCAUUUAGUAUAUUAUAUUAUUUUUAUUAUGCAAUUAGUGAUGUAGUUGUGGAAUGUGAAGAAAAUUUGAAUAUUGCUAAUAGUUUUGUUAAUCAAUUUAAAGUACUCAAUAACGAUUCUAAUAAUAUAGAAAACAGUUCAUAUAAUAAAAUAUUGUCUACAUUAUCAGAUGAUUAUAACAAUUUAAUAAAUAAUUAUGAUAAUAUUAAAUCUUGCAAUUUUCUACCUCCUCCAGAAUUAACCCCCCAAAAAAGUCCUGUAGGAAAUUCUGGACAACAUACUACACUAAGUCCUGAAGCUACACCAUCAAAUUCAUCGAUAUUAAACACAGUAAUUCCAGGAUUAUCGACAUUUUUUGUAAUACCAGUUUUCUUUGGAAUUGCUUAUAAGACAAUAUAUAAGAGAAAAACUAAAAAAAAUAAAGAAGAAAAUGAAACUUAA
Plasmodium vinckei vinckei is the source of this 912-nucleotide messenger RNA. RefSeq names its product CIR protein PIR protein. The coding region runs from base 1 to 912 and encodes 303 amino acids. The record is from RefSeq and is a predicted model, not a curated record. The transcript has 3 exons. Lineage: Eukaryota; Apicomplexa; Aconoidasida; Haemosporida; Plasmodiidae.